Columba livia (rock pigeon) is the source of this 1894-nucleotide messenger RNA. It is a transcript of the gene CLEC3A, whose product is annotated as C-type lectin domain family 3 member A. The transcript is spliced from 3 exons. Gene Ontology annotation, biological process: ossification. Bases 115 to 702 code for a protein of 195 amino acids. The record is from RefSeq and is a predicted model, not a curated record. NCBI's taxonomy places the organism in Eukaryota, Metazoa, Chordata, Aves, Columbiformes, Columbidae.
GCUUUUAUAAAACUGACCCCAGUCAGUCCCUACUGAGAUGUGUCUGUGUGACUUGCUCUUGUAGCUGCUAAAGAGAAUCUCUUGAAGCUUCUUGUUAAAUUCUUUAGAAGAGAUAUGGCACAAACCGGACUUAGGAUUUUCCUACUCAUAAGCAUACUGCUGCUGGAUCAGACCAUCAGCCAGGCUUCCAAGUUCAAAGCCAGGAAGCACAGCAAACGUAGAGUGAAAGAAAAAGAUGACCUAAAGACACAGAUUGACAAAUUGUGGCGAGAAGUAAAUGCUCUGAAAGAAAUGCAAGCACUUCAGACAGUCUGUCUUCGUGGGACAAAGGCCCAUAAGAAGUGCUACCUCGUAUCGGAAGGCACCAAAUAUUUUCACGAAGCCAAUGAAGACUGCAUAGCCAAAGGAGGAACACUGGCUAUCCCAAGGAAUAACGAUGAAACAAAUGCUCUUCGAGAUUAUGGCAAGAAAAGCAUACCUAGAGUGUCUGAGUUUUGGUUGGGUGUCAAUGACCUGAUAAACGAAGGGAAAUUUGUUGAUGUCAAUGGCAUGGCUCUGCAGUACUUCAACUGGGAUCGCGCCCAACCAAAUGGGGGGAAGCGGGAAAACUGUGUCUUCUUUUCUCAGUCAUCACAAGGCAAGUGGGUGGAUGAAGUCUGCCGUACUGCCAAAAGAUACAUUUGUGAAUUUCUGAUCCCAUAACUAUAUGUACAAAUGGCCGUGACCAUGUUUUGGGUUAUUAACAUGCAGUGUUGCUUGUUAGUAAAACCUCCCACUCAAACAGCAGCAAGUUAAAAAUAUCCAUCUUCUGCAUUGUACUCAUUCUUUUCUGAAACAGAAGUUCUCUCUAUUAAUUUAUUUUCUGUUCAGAUGCUAAAAAUGUUUACUGAGUGCUCUUACUAUGUCCAGAGAUAUAUAUUAUGUUUUCACCUACAUUGUGUCAUAUUUCAGCAUGUUAUUUCAACCUGAUGUUCAGGUUGCUGGAAUUUACCUCCUAUUUCUGUACUUCAUAUCUCCAUGGUAGGAUAGUAUUGAACUCAGAGCUCCAAUGAGUUUACUCCAAGUUUACAGAGGAUUGCUGUAUGGUGACAUGUGCCAAUAUAAGGUGUAGGGAUCCUUACAGUUUAGUGUUUAAGAGGGACUCUGGGAUUACGUGAGCUCCUGUGAAAAAUGGCCACCAUCCUUGUAGAGUUUAACAGGAUGGAUCUGUGACCGAGAGCUUUACCUAUGGGUUGAGGAAGCCAAAUGAAACAGAAAUCUGAUGUUAAUUUUUAAACUACAUGGAGCUAAAAAUGAUACAUUGAUAGAAAAAGGGGAAGUACCUCUUCUAAAACAUCAGUUAGUCUAAGCAUGUUUGCUUCUAAAUGUCUCAAUUGUGGUUAAAUAUUAGAUGUCAUUUGGAACGUUCCCAUAGAUGAAAGCAACCUGGGAUCACACCUCCACCAUGUAAUGCCUUCACAAGAUGUGCAAAAGCCGUCUCUCCUGCAGGAUCGGAAAGGGGCUUUGAUUUCAGACAGUAGCAUUGCCCGAAGGCACGAGGACGGAUCCCCUUUCUGAGCACAACCUCCCCGCCUGUUCCCCUCUCCACACAGCCGGCGGGACGCCUGACCCACAGCGAGGAGUGGGGCCAAGCCACGGCCACAUGCAAUUCUUCCCCAUUUAACACACCUGACAUUUGAAAAUGAAGUUAAAUGUGCUGGUUAUUUUUUUUUUUGCUUUUCUUAACCUCCCAAGGAACCUUCAUGUUAUAAACUGCGGUUUCUCUCUUGUGUGAAGGAAUUUUGUUUAAAUAUUUAAAUAUAUUACUGCUUGAAGACUAAUUCCUACUUUUCCUCUUUUAGUUGUACAUGAUUUUCUCAAAUUACGCAAUAAAUUUGCAAUUACUGGUAUUUAA